Cololabis saira (Pacific saury) is the source of this 3447-nucleotide messenger RNA. Its product is annotated as coiled-coil domain-containing protein 66-like. Lineage: Eukaryota; Metazoa; Chordata; Actinopteri; Beloniformes; Belonidae. Gene Ontology annotation, cellular component: microtubule; cilium. Gene Ontology annotation, molecular function: microtubule binding. The record is from RefSeq and is a predicted model, not a curated record. Gene Ontology annotation, biological process: cilium assembly.
GCAACGAGCAUACACACAGUCAUGCACUGCGGUGCAUCUACAAGUGGAUUAAAAAUGCUGUUUUAAAGCUUUAACCUAUUUACCAAACCUUACUUCUAUUUUUAGAAGAUUGUCUCUAAACCUGCUGCUGUCUUGGAGCGUAUUUAUAACCGGCAUGAAUCUCGGGGAUGGCCUACUGUUUGAACUUGAGAAUGGAAAACCCAGAUUGAUCUUACUCAGUCACGGCAAAGAGAGAAAUCAACCAAAGCAGCCGUCCGUCAGGUCCAGAGCAGCUAACGUCCUCGGCUCCAGGCAGCCGUCCUGUCUGGACGAUGUUCGGGGAGUGGAGCGUCCGCUCCAGCAGCUGGCGGGGAAGCACAGGGAGGCCAAGCUGAAGACAGGAGGAGCUGCUCCCUCCUCUACCUCCAUCACGACCGCCACUGAAGAGAGGAGCACCGUCCUGGCUCCAUCCAAGAGCCUCCAGGAAGGCAGUGUCAAAGCUGUGGCCAAGGUGAAGUCAAACAAACACAAACUCUGCACGACUCUUGGACCCCUAAGAGUCAACGGGAGAGCAGGACAGCCUCUGAAGUCUGGGACUCGAGGAGGUGCAAAGACGGCGUUAAAGGACGAGCCGUCCAGCGGCGACAGAGAAGUGAAGGAGAGAGUUGUUUGUCUAACCGGUGACCAGCUGCAGCAGAUCCUCAGCUCCGUCCAGACCUCCAGCAAUGUUCUACACCCAGCCGAGGACCAGGGACCACAAGGUGGAGGAAAUCAAACAGACCAUAACAACAUCUGUUCUGUGAAUGGAGAAGAAAAGGAGGAAGAUGGAAAAGGAGAUGAGGGAAUGAAAAACGGAGAAGGACGAGAAGCUGUUACAACUAGAAGCUCAGCAGAAAAAGACAGCAGGUUGUCUGGAUGUUUGUUCAGCUGGCUGGAGGAGCGACAGCCGGACAGCAGGGCGGCCAUCACCGCCAGGAAGGCUCAGUGGAAGAAAGAACUAGACGAGCAGGUGGCGCAAAAGCAUCAACAGCAGCAGCAGCAUCAUCAUCAUCAUCAUCAUCAUCAGUGCUCGCUCCCUGACAGACUACAGGGUGGCGAGAAAGCAGAGAGCGUGUUAUCGUGUCAGAGCUCCGUGAGCCACAGAGAGCAGCCUGCAGCCAUCAGAUCCAGCCUCAGACUCGGGGAGGUCACACCUAUGGAGGAGGCUCUGACUGCCAAGAGUAAAGAAGAACAGCGGAGACGCUGGCUGGAGGAGCUGGACCGACAGAGGGAGGAGACGGCUGAGCGCCGGAAGCGAGAGAAACUGCUGCAGAGCCGGACGGAGGACCACGAGCGCUGGGCCAAACACCUGGACUCGCUGCAGAGGAGGCCCCCGGCCCCGGCUGCAGCUCCGUCAGCUCUCCCUCCAGUCCAGCUCGCAGGCUCGGAGCCCGGAGAGCUGGAGCCCUGGUCCAGUCUGUCCCUGGUCUGGGACGCCACCAGCAGCUGUGGAGCCGAGAGCAUCGUUGGAGCCAGUGUGGAUUCAGCCGGCGGAUAUCCCAUCAAAAGCAGCUACCUGAGGACCAUGACGUCCCUGCUGGACCCCGUGCAGAUAGAAGAGAGAGAGAGGAGGAGGCUGAAACAGCUGGAGCAGCAGAGAGCGAUCGAGGCUCAGAUGGAAGAAGGCCGGAAGCGGCCUAAGAGGAGGCGGCAGGAGGAGGAGGAUGAGAGGAGGGUGGCGAUGGAGAGGGAGACGCUGCAGAGGCAGUACGAGCUGGAGGUGCUGAAGAGGAGUCAGAAGCAGCAGAUUGUCCUUCAGGACAAGCAGCCGGAGAAAAGUCCCAGGGACAGUGGACAACGGGAGGACUCCAGCACUACCAGGCAGCUGGAGGGUCCGGAGGACGCCGGCAGAUCAAGCCUCUACAAACACACGGCCGUCCAGACAGAAACAACCAGCCCUCCUCCCCCGCUGAGAGCAGACGUCGUUCAGACUACCGACGUCGCUGUGCGAUCCCCCACUCCUCCGUCUCAGCCCGCCGCUCCUCCGGCCAGCAGGAGCCGAGCGGCGAGGGCGGGGAAGGAGAACAUCUGUGUGCCGGCAGGAGCAGACGUGUACGAGCCGUUCGCCAGGACCGAGCGGAGCGGGAGAGAAAAGAGGAGGCCGGAGUGGAACAAGCAGAGGCCCAGCCAUCAGUUCGUUCCGGCCUCGGAGCGAUACCCGGUCGUCCAGCAGAAGAGCCGACAGGAGAGCCGACUGAAGAGGCAGUCGGAGCUGCUGGCCCUGCAGGACCGGACCCGCCUGGCCAGGACAGAAGAGACCCGGCUCUGCCCCGACUCCCUGAAGACCAGAACCAGCCCCAGCAGGAAGGUGGGAACUGCUUUCACAACCAUCACCGCUGACAGGGGGCGCUCUCCUCCCGUCCCUGCAGAGAGGACCCCAGCUCAGCGUCAGCGAGGCUCCAGUCCUCCUCCAGCGCGGGAGUUUGUUCCUUACGUCCGCACUGAUGAAGUGUUCAGGCUGGAGCCGCUGGAUCCCGCUGAGGCCGCCCUGCUGCACAGACCAGCGGCUCCUCCUCAGAGUUCAGCGUCUCCUCUACGUCAACAUCUGCUCCACCCGCUGCUGCCGCGCAGCAGACCAGCGCAGCGGCAGCAGGAAAUCCUCAGCAGACUGGCGGAGCUGCGGCAGAGUUUAUUACAGAAGCAGAGGGAGCUGGAGACGGAGCCCAAUCCUCCCCUGAAGGGCCAUGAGCCGCAGCCGCCCUCGACAGUACACGCCGCAACCAGCACGUCGCAGCACUGAACUAAUGAAGACCCGCACGCUUCGCGAGGUCAUUAAUCGGGAUGGAGGGGACAGAAAAACCUGCAUCUAAGGGCACGGGGAAGAUGAUGCAACAGAAUCAUGUGACUGAUCAGGACCUGCAGCUCCAAACCUAGAAGAGCUGCAGGAUCUGCACAUCCUGAAGAGAAACAGGAAGCUGUGACGCAGCGUUUGUGGCGCGCUCUAGCGACGACGAGAUCCGUCAGGUUUGACCAAACCACAACAGAGCAGGAGUCUGUUUUUACGUGGUGACAGUGACUGCACCGUUGUCCAAUUUUACCAGAUUUAACUGCAGGUUCAGCUUCUCUUUGUUUAAAUUGCACAGACGAAUCGACGUUCACGACACAAAGCCGUCAACAUCUAUUUCUCACUUUCCCCUCAACCCAUCGUCUCACUUUAUUACACGUUUGCACACUGUGGAGAAGUUCUACCUCAUCGACAGAAGAUGCUUGCAGCGUUAAUGUGAAUUCACACCAUUUGUUAUGUGAAAAAUGUGUUUUAAUGUUUGCUUUUUAUGUAUUUUGUAUGAAAACUACUCUGGUCCUGGUAUUAAAUGUUAAAUUAUCAUCCUUAAAGAGACUGGCUUGAUUAAGUCAUUAAAGUUCUGUUUUUUUAAGUCAACUGCUGUUUGUAGAUAUCAGUGUUAAUUACAGUACUGGUGUCUGAUUUGA